GAGAAGGAGAGGCGGAGCCCAAAGAAAGCCUGGGAAACCGCCAUGGACGGCGCCUUCUCCUCCCACGAGGAAGCGCACCAAGACAUCAUCCUCGACUGGGCCUUCUCACCGCCGCCGCCACACUAUCCCUUCGACCACCUCGAACCCAUCCCUGUUCCAUCGAUGACGGCGAAGCGUCCGCCGCCGCCAGCCUUCGUCGAGUACACAGCGUCGGAAGGCACCGCUCCCUCCUUCCGGUGCUUCGGAGACGUUGACAACAUCCACCGGAGAGUGAACCGAUUUCUGGGAUCCAUGGAGAUGGCCGUCAGGCCGGGGAACUCCGACGAGAGGACGGGAAGGAGCCGGGGAUUUCGACACAUGAUGAGGGAGAGGGAGAGAAGGGAGAAGCUGAGCCAGGCUUACGCUGAGCUCCAUUCCAUGCUCUCGUGCACGUCAAAGGGGGACAAGAUUUCUAUAGUUCAAUCGGCAGUGGAGCGGCUGAAGGAGUUGCAGCAGGCGAGGGAGAAGCUACGGAAGCGCGGCAGAGAUCUUGAGCUGAUGGUAUCCGGAAAUGUCACGGAAGUGGAGGUCUCCUCGAUCAAAGUGGACGUCAAGAACUGUUCGACGUCGAUGGAUUCUAUGAUCUCUGUGCUCCGGCGUUUGAAGCACAUGGAGUUGAAGGCCACCGCCAUCCGGUCCACCUUCUUCAACCGGGAUUUAUCUGUGGAAGUGGCCAUUGAUUCAAAGGUGGCAAAAGACAAGGUGGAAAGAGUCAUGAAGACUGCUUUAGCAGAAGAAAGACACUGGUACCUAACUUGUUCUGUGCAGAAUGCAUCAUGAUUCUUGACCUAUUUCAUUAUAAUUCUUGUUGGCAUCCUUUUUCUUGUUCUUGUAAUAGUCGAGGAGCAUAUUUUGCCUGUAGAACAAAAAACUAAUUAUAUACUGAUGUGUUGAAAUGAGUCUAUCUACAGUCCAAAAAUUUCAGAAACAAUGACACUUAUGGAUCUCGUUUAGAAAUUGUUCUUUUGCAAAUGGUGGGUUUUCUGAUCUGAAGAACUUUAACGUUCCGAUCUAAUGAUGCAACUCUCAUUUUUAGCGUAUGAUAGAAUUUUCUGGCAUCAGCAUCCAUAGGCUAUGGGAUGAACUGCAAUGGACUCCCAAGGUGAUGCAGGUGAUAUGCCCUUAAACUUGCAACAACGUCCGGAUAAGAUUGAUAGCUGCAAUCUUUGACUUUUGAUCAGCUUAUGGGCCCCUCUAAGUUGUUACUUAAAUGAGAAAAAUACCUCUUCAUUCAGAUAAGGAUGUCAGGAGGAAUCAAUGGAUUCUGUCUCAUAUAAAAAGACGAGAUCUUGCAGUGGAUCAGUAAAACAAUCUCUCUAUUUAUCUGUUCAAUUCAUGGAUCAGCGGUAUGAUUAUUAGGUUAAAAAAGGAAUUAUCGGAAUUUUACUUAAAUACAUUAACAUGAUUGUAUUAAUUAUCUUCUUAGUGGAACUUCAAUUUUUUUUAAUCUCAGAUUUAUCAGAUUGUUUUUUUAACUCACUUUUUUUACUUCAAAAAACAUCUUAAAGAAUUAUACCCAAAUGGCAGACAUGUGAAUGUAGCAACAGUAUCUACAUUCACCAAGGAAGCACAUAGUCUAUCAAACGUGGGCUCCAC
Molecule: messenger RNA, 1635 nt
Organism: Musa acuminata AAA Group (dessert banana)
Lineage: Eukaryota; Viridiplantae; Streptophyta; Magnoliopsida; Zingiberales; Musaceae
Product: transcription factor BHLH148-like
Exons: 3
Coding region: 43-819 (258 amino acids)
Molecular function (GO): protein dimerization activity
Source: RefSeq, a predicted model, not a curated record